Molecule: messenger RNA, 5098 nt
Organism: Pocillopora meandrina
Lineage: Eukaryota; Metazoa; Cnidaria; Anthozoa; Scleractinia; Pocilloporidae
Source: the annotation of a GenBank genome assembly
ACGAGGUAUACCGAGUUACAUGUGUUCGCGGAAGGUGUGAGCUGAAAAUCCUCCUCAAUGCAGGUAGGGGAGUGUUGGAUUGAUACAGAAAUCGACGUAGUGUUGUACAAAACAUUUAAACUUAAUAGUGUGGGCUCUUCCCAUGAGUGAGGCCAGGCUCAUCGAGAUAUGUUAAAUCUGUGGGCAGCGCGCGAUUCCAAAGCAUUAUUGAUUAGUCUUGAUUUAAACGAACGCACGUAACGGAUCACUCAAGGUUUCUUGUAAACCAGACGUAACCUUGAGAGGCCUUGUGCAUUGAAGUAGCGGUUUCAAAUUGUGUCAAUAAACCAAGAUACUCCAUUUACUGGCGAUACUGUUAAGGAGAUCAACACUGAACGCAUCGAUAGCUGAUAUACAUCUGGCAUAUGUGUGUUAAGGCUGUCAUCUCCUCGAGCUAAACCACACAUGCUGCACAAACUAGUCUUUUUUUUCAACCAACCAACAAAGAUACUGGAAGAAACACAUGAAUAAAUAUACAUGAACAAAGUGCACACAAAGGGCGAACAGAGACCGAGAGUCAAUUUCGAAGCUUGCUUGGCAACUUAUUUCAGUAUUAAGAUGUCAGUUUCUAAUUUUCAGCAAAUGAAAUGCUUUAAAAGUAAGACAGUAAUGCCCUGUUUUAUUGGCAUCUUUUUUGUCUGCAAAACUAUUGAGGAAUCCUGAUCGCAGUGAAAACAAACAUAAGCUUGCUUGGCAACUCAUUUCAGUAUUAAGAUGUCAAUUUUCAAUUUCCAAUUUUCAGCAAAUGAAAUGCUUUAAAAGUAAGACAGUAAUGCCCUGUUUUAUUGGCCACCUUUUUAUGUCUGUAAAACAAUUGGGGAAUCCUGAUUGCAGUGAAAACAAACAUAAUUCUUGACCCUGAGCCCCUAUGUCUGUGUUCUGGUACUUUAAACCUGAUAAUUCUUGUAUUUCUGCAGAAGCGCAUCAAGUUACCAGUGACUGCACUGAAUGAGCACAUCAUCUGCAAAUUAUGCAAUGGAUAUCUCAUUGAUGCAGCAACUAUCACAGAAUGUUUGCACACUUGUAAGUAGAUUGUACUAGUCUGAUAUAUAUAUAUAUAUAUAUAUAUAUAUAUAUAUAUAUAUAUAUAUAUAUAUAUAUAUAUAUAUAUAUAUAUAUAUAUUAUAUAUAUAUAUAUAUAUAUAUAUAUAUAUAUAUAUAUACAUAUACAUAUAUAUAUAUAUAUAUAUAUAUAUAUAUAUAUAUAUUAUGACUGUAUACCUUUAUGUAAUCUUACCAAUGUAUAACUAUUAAGUAUAUUAAUUUUGUAAUCUUAGUGAGGUCCAAAGAUAUGAAAAUUAACUCCUUUUCUAGCUUCCACUGUAGAAAUUUCCUCAUAACUUGAUUUGGAGAAUUAAUUUCACAUUUAGAUGCAAAUCAUUCUUCUCAAGUUUCUCUAUCCUCAUCAGAUUUUUCUUAAUAUGAUGUAUUGAUAUUGUUAGGAGAAGUUAGUAAGUAAUUUCUCCAAGGAGUUGAAAGGUGAAUUUACCAUCAGCAUUUGGCAAAGCUUUUUUUAAAGCCACAGCGUACUGUGGCUUUACGCUAUAUUGUGUUUUUAAAAACUUGUGAGGAUGAGAAAUUAUUUUCAUUACGUUUACAUGAUCUUGGUGCUAAAGGUUCAAUAUAAGCAGGAUUUGGGAGUCUUGAUGCAUAAGCAGUGGAAGCAUAUCAGUAAAGUAAAGGAUUGUUCACUUUAGUUUAAAAUCCUGGCAACCAAAUUUGCCAGCUUUGGCUUCUAUGCCCUGAAAAAAUUGGACUUCUCUCAUCAAUGAAAGUUUUUUUUUUUCCAUAAAAUUUAGUUUGCAAGAGCUGCUUGGUAAGACAUAUUGAACUUGUGAAUCGAUGUCCAACAUGUAACAAUCAAAUUCAUGAAUCACAGCCACUCUACAACAUCAGGUACAACCAGAUAAUCUUUGAUAUGCUGAUAUAGUUAAAUUUCAAACAAAAUGCGAAAAAGCAUUUUAUAUGAAAGUCAUAUAAAGGAUUAACAGAUUAUUAACUCACUCAGUAGUGUCACUUUGAAAAAAAGAUUUUUUUUUUCUUAAAUUGUCAGAGUAUGCUUAGUGUACUUCAGAAUCCAUACAAUAUAUGUGUGUAAUAUCAUAAGUAUGUUGUGUGUGAUGUGGUCAUCUUCUAUGACCUGAUAUACAACACAUGUAAAACCUACAUUAGUCUUUCAUGUAUACCAAACAAGGAUUAUAAAGAAAAAAGGAAAGCUGACCUCUUAAACUUUUUAGUUGUUCAGGGAGCUGGUUUCCUGUAUGCAUUUAAUUUGAAUUGUUGUAAAUAUUUUAAAAUAUUUUAUGGAUGCAACAAAGUGUGUUUUUGUUGUCAGUUAUUAAGGUUAUUGACUAUUUACUUGAGGAUUUUGAUUCACCCAACAUUUCCUUCAUCUGUAAAGUUUUAUGUUUAGCUGUUAGUUAUAAUUUGGGUGUUGAUAAAAUUAAGCCAAGGGAUAAUAAAUAUUUUUCUCCAAUGAUAGGCUUGACAGAACCAUGCAAGACAUUGUUUACAAACUUCUUCCAAAAGUAGAGAAGGGUGCGUAUACAAAAUUGCACAAUUAGAUGUAACUAUUGUAAUAUUCUAUGGAUUUUUUAAUAUCCUCUAAGUUGUUGAGUGCAAUUUUUGUUACAGAGGAAAAACGCAGAGAGCGAAAGUUUUACAAAGACAGAGGAAUGCCUUAUCCAGACCCUAAAGGUAAAGAAUUGUGCUUUUAAUCAAACGAAUAAUGAUACAUGUACAUGCACAUAAACUUUUUAAUGCUCAUGUUCCAUCAUUUGUUGUCCCAGAUAUUUUUUUUGCAACAUUAAGUGCUCUUUACCUGUAACAAAAUCUUUUAAGAGAAUCUCUAGUAACUUCAUAUACCUGGUGAUUAUUUAAGAAAGAGGUCAGCCUGGAAACAGUAAUGAGGUGGGCUCAAACAUGAAGUAACAUGUAUAGGAGAUUGUCUCUCUUGUUAUUGUGUUGUUUUAGUUCUAGGUAGCCAAACACCUACAAGUGCAGGCUCAAGGCCAUUAAAAGCAACAAAGAAAGAUAAGGGAGCAGCAUCUAAAACAAGUAAAACUACAAAAGUCAAAAGUUAUCACAGAACAGAUGAGCAAAUCUCCCUUCAACUUGAGACAUACCGGUCAGUUGAAUUGAAGGCAGUUAAUUUCUUUGAUAAAAGAAAAAAUAUUUCAUUCUUUUGUUUACUGAAGAGGCUUGACAAAGGGAAGGGAAAGAUGAAAAGGUUCUGUGAAUGCUCUGCCAAGCCUGUCCCUAUCUUCUCAAACCUAUCUCCACCACUAAACCAAAACUAAACAAUUUUAAUAGUGAUGCUACACUAGUAAUUACUGAGAGUUACAAGAAAGUGGAGUGCUGCCAAGUGGUUAAUUUGGAAUGAGGGAAGUGGGCUGAGUUAAAUACUUAAAGGUGUAGUUGAGGGAGUGUGUAGAAGUGAACAUCUUUUUGCUGUAUUGCUAACAUCAUUUAUAUUACUGACAGUCUUCAAAAAUUGUAUUCUUACCUGAAAUUAUAAUUUUAAAGUGCCACUUACCUCCCAAAUUAUUUUUCAAUAAUAUAAAUUUCCUUGUUUCUGUAGCUCACAGUAUAUUGAGGUAGGAUAUCAGAAUUCUGAACACUGUGUCAAACACACAGGUCAUGACGAGGAAGAAUAUUUACUGUCGACCAAGGGAUUUUUGUUGGAUAUUUAAAACACCAAAGCAAUGUUUACUGGUUGGCUGACAUAGAAUUAAUUAUGUUAAUAUCAUUACUUAGGAGGGUUAGCUUUUAUUUGAAUGCUAAUAUGACAUGUAACUUGUGUUAGGGAUGGAAGCAUGUGUAGCUCAACAGAAAUAGAGGUGAGAAUACUUUGAAUGAUUGAUUCAUUUCAUCUACAGCACAAAUGCAUAACGUUAUUUCUCUCCUUUCCUUUUCUAUGCCUAGCUUCCUCUUCUUAGUUUGAAUCUGAAAAUGAAUAUUUAUAGAGUAUACAGUUGUAUUUACUUUUUCUACUUGUUUAUCAUGUUUGAUAAUUGCUGGUACUCAUACUCUCUACUUUUUAGCCUCUACCAAAGAAAUUUAUCAGGUUGUCAACACACGUCACCAUUGGAUUGCUUCAGAAGUUCUUGGCUUGGAAACUACACUUGGACUCUGAAAACAUGGUGAAAAGAGUUCUGUAUUAAGACAUCAGAAUUUUAUUUGUUGCUAAACUGCUGGUAUUUACUACUAGUACAGAUAACAAUAAAAACAAAACAGACUAUUAUUUUACUUGUAGUUGAAAUGGUACCAUGUAUUUCUGACAGGAAUCAAUGCAACUUUGUAAUUUUGUCCUUUCAGGUAGGCAUCCUCUAUGAUAAAACAGAAAUGGGAAGAGAUCUUACACUGAAGUACAUCAAUGAUAAUCUCUGUCCUCCAAAGGUAAUUGCAGGUCUGAUUUUCUAAUAUCACCUAAAUAACAUAGCGGGUCAAACAGCCAUGCAUAGGUACAUGUACCUGAUGAUACCAUCCACUUUACUGCAGUAAUAAAGAGGGCCUGCUAAGGUACUUAUAAGGCAUUACCCCUUAGUACCCAUUCUUUUUCUGUCUUGGUUGUUGUGGAACUAAAAUGUUACAUGUCAUGUCCUUAUAUUUGCUAAUCCUGCUACUAGUUCUUAAGUUUCUAAUAGAAUUUUCCUGUUUUAGGAACACUCUGCACCCUUGAUUCUACAUUACAGAGCUAUGGAUGUAAGCUUUACAAGAUGACCGGUGUUGUAUGGUCAACUCAAAAUUGAUUGUUGUCUAAUGUUUUAGUAACGUUUUAGUAAUACAUGUUUUGUAAAGCUUAAUAACACUCCAGAGGAGUGACGAUGUUCAUACUUCAUGAAGUUUGAAAAAGUUUAAAAAGUCCAACGUGCUAGCGUUUUAUAAUAGCUUAUGUUUCGCCAUAUCGAUUACGGUUCAGUGUAUUUAGUAUUUAUUCGUGAUGAGUUCAGUCAACUUCAUAGAAAAACAAAUGAGGAAGAAACUCAGUAGGACUAUUGUAGUUGCAUUUAUAUUGAAUUUAUGGAAAAACUCUUAUUAAAAGAAAAUUUGUCUUUUA